AUGGCGGGCGGAGCGCGGAUGCUGACCUGUGCUUGGCAAUCGGCUCAGUUGGUGGAAAAUUGUCCCGCCACGAGGCCGAUUUAUUUGAACGCAGGUGCAAAGGGUCACCGCUUGGGAAACAGUGAGGGUAGUGUACUAAUCCCGUGGUAUAUAUUUAAUGCAUGGUCCCAAACCAGAUGUAAACAGUCAGAAGCUGGAUCGAUUCCGACGUGUCGAGCGUCCCGCGAACUACUGGUUGACAGCGCUCCUCGUCAACCGUAUCCUCGAGCAGCGUCGGCAGAGCCCAUGGCGUCGACGGCGCGAUCGAUCGCGCGCCCCCGCGCCGCGCCGACGCGAUGCCACGGCCGGACGCGCGGUACUCGCCCGGUCGCCUCCCCGCGCGCGUCGUCGUCGGCGUCGUCGCCUCCGUCCAGCGCGGCGGCGGUCGGAGCGCGCGUGGACGCCUACUACCAAUGGUCGAGGUUCCCCGGGCGCGUGCACUACGAGCGCUCAGGGGACCCGGCGACGUGCAAGCGGCACGUGCUGCUGCUGCACGGUUUCGGCGUCGGAACGUUCCACUACGACGCGCAGCUCCGCGACCUCGCCGACGACGACACGUGCGUCUGGGCGCUCGACUACUGCGGCCAAGGAUCGUCCUGGCCAACCGCGAGCUCCCCAGACGACGACGCCAUCGCCGGGUUCCAAUACGGCGCCGACACGUGGAGGGAUCAGAUCGAGCACUUCGUCGAGACGAUCGUGGGCGCCCCGGAACACCUGUACGUCGCGGGCAACAGCUUGGGCGGCUACCUGGCGGUCUACCUCGCGGCGACCAGGCCCGAUCUCGUCGCCGGUCUCUUCCUGCUCAACGCAACGCCGUUUUGGGGCUUCAACCCGAGCGACCCGGACGACGGGUCUGCGCUGGGUAAGUUAGCGCCGUGGCGCGGGGCGCUCCCGACGCCGCGUUGGAUCCGCGCCCCACUCAGAACGUACUGGGACUCGUUCCGGUCGGUAGAGAACGUCCGCGGGUUGCUGGGGCUGGUGUACGGCGCGGGUGGACGGGAGAGGUUGGACGAUGAAUUGGUGGCAAACAUCGUGGCGCCGACCGAGAACCCGCACGCGCUCGACGCGUUCUGCUCCGUCGUCUGGUCCCCGAAAUCGGCCCUCGGGUUCGACGACAUGCUUGUCGCGGUGAACGAAGAGACGAAACGUGGGCGGAUGCGCGUCGCGAUGCUGUACGGCCGGGACGAUCCGUGGGUGGUGCCGCUGUGGGGGCAGCGAUUGAAAAGAGCCGUGCGCGACGCGGAUUACUACGAACUGGGCGGCACGGGGCACUGCCCCGCGCACGAGUCGCCUAAGACGGUGAACGACAUAAUGCGACGGUACAUGCGGUGGCACGGCGGGGAGGGGGACAAGCCGGAGUUGAGCGCGGACGGGGUCGGGUCCCUCAUCGACGGGAAAGCUCGGAACCCGUUUGAAAAGUUCGACGAGUGGAGAUACAAUAGGGGGGUUCAAUAGGUGAGUAUGGUGAGCAUGAGUUGAAGGUUUACUCGUGACGUUUAUGUAAAACAAUACCGCAUUUAUAUAUU
Messenger RNA from Micromonas commoda, 1565 nucleotides. RefSeq names its product hydrolase-like protein. Gene Ontology annotation, biological process: chlorophyll catabolic process. Gene Ontology annotation, cellular component: chloroplast. NCBI's taxonomy places the organism in Eukaryota, Viridiplantae, Chlorophyta, Mamiellophyceae, Mamiellales, Mamiellaceae. Gene Ontology annotation, molecular function: pheophytinase activity. Bases 1 to 1494 code for a protein of 497 amino acids. The transcript has a single exon. The record is from RefSeq and is a predicted model, not a curated record.